Talaromyces stipitatus ATCC 10500 is the source of this 558-nucleotide messenger RNA. Its product is annotated as U1 snRNP complex component Yhc1, putative. Lineage: Eukaryota; Fungi; Ascomycota; Eurotiomycetes; Eurotiales; Trichocomaceae. The transcript is spliced from 4 exons. Gene Ontology annotation, molecular function: pre-mRNA 5'-splice site binding; zinc ion binding. Gene Ontology annotation, cellular component: U1 snRNP. The record is from RefSeq and is a predicted model, not a curated record. Bases 1 to 558 code for a protein of 185 amino acids. Gene Ontology annotation, biological process: mRNA splicing, via spliceosome; spliceosomal snRNP assembly; mRNA 5'-splice site recognition.
AUGAGCGUGCGCAAAGCACACAAUGCUGGUCGAAAUCACAUCCGUAACGUGGUCGAUUACUACCAACAAAUCGGCCAUGAAAAAGCGCAAUCAGUAAUCGAUUCAAUUACGAGUUCAUACGCGGCGGAGGGACAGGCGAAUCCAUUGUUACAACAUCCUGGUGCGCCGGGAUCGUUUCCGCCGCCGCCGUUUGGGUUACCUGGACGACCAGGUCAAAUGCCUCCUCCACCAUUCGGUAUUCCGCCUCCAGGUGCUCCUGGUGGAUUACCUCCACCAGGAGGCCGCGGCAUGCCCCCCUUUCAACCCCCCUUCCCCAUCCCAGCCGGUGGCAUGCAACAACAAACCCCCGGCGCUGGUCCUCCUGCAGGUAUGCCCCCUCUACCAGGUGGAUUACCAUUCCCACCUCCCGGUGGUCUUCCGGCAAAUUUUCCUCCUCCUGGAUUUCCCGGUGGUGGUCCUGGUGGUGUUCCUGGCUCGAGUAUAUCGCCUCCUCCUGCCGGCGGAUUCCCGCCUGGUCCGCCUGGGGGAGGAUUUCGACCUCCUGGGAUGGAUCGGUGA